Molecule: messenger RNA, 960 nt
Organism: Stegodyphus dumicola
Lineage: Eukaryota; Metazoa; Arthropoda; Arachnida; Araneae; Eresidae
Source: RefSeq, a predicted model, not a curated record
AUGGUUCAAGUUAAAAUUGAAAACAAACCAGUUAGCAUGGAACUUGAUACUGGGGGAACAGUUUCGGCAUAUCAGUUUGAUAUUGUGUAUCGAAAUACCAAGGAACACGGUAAUGCUGACUGCCUGUCGCGCCUGCCUCUUAAGUCCGAAGAUUUAAGCAUUAAGGAUGAUGUUGAAAUAUUCCAACUCUCCCAAAUUGAAACUCUUCCGGUAACAGCUAGGGAGAUAGCUCGGGAAACGCGAGCUGAUGAAGAAUUAAAUAGUCUUUAUAUGAAAUUAAAAUCUGGAGAAAGUUUGGAAGGUAGGGAAGCAGAGUACACCUUACAAGAUGACUGUAUAAUGAGUGGUCAGAGGGUAGUUGUUCCGAAAAAACUCCGAGUUAAAAUUCUCGAAGAGUUACACCAAGGACAUUUAGGAAUCGUUAAAAUGAAGGCAAUCGCCAGAUCCUACGUCUUUUGGAAGGGAAUUGAUCAUGAUAUUGAAGAAGUUUCGAGGAACUGUGUCGAUUGUAUUAAGUUCAAAUCAGAUCCAGUAAGGGCAAGGGUCCAUCACUGGGAAUAUCCAAGUGCGCCUUGGGAACGCAUUCACGUAGAUUUUGCAGGCCCUAUUUUUGAACGAAUGUUCUUGAUUAUCAUUGACGCACAUUCUAAAUGGCUAGAAGUGUAUACCUUAAAGUCAACAAAUUCCUUUCAGACAAUUGAAUGUUUGAGAGACUGUUUUGCAAGAUACGGACUGCCUUUAGUAGUAGUGAGUGACAAUGGUCCUCAGUUCACAUCGGGGGAAUUUGAAACUUUUAUAAGGAAUAAUGGAAUUAAACACAAAACGUGUGCUCCAUUUAAACCAGCAAGUAACGGGCAAGCAGAGCGGUACGUUUACACCGUUAAACAAGCAUUACGUGCAAUGCAAGGUUAUCCAGGAAAUAUUAAGCAAAAAACUUGCCAUAUUCCUCAUGAAUUAUAG